AGUUUACUCCCAGCAACAUCAUCAUGACGUCAGCUUCCCCACGGCACGAAGAAGGAGAGGAGGAGGAAGAGAAGUCGAACUGCAUGAACGUUUCUGCUUUCUGGAGCUCCAUCGCGGACUGGGUCGGCGGCAUGUGCGUCGAACAACGCGAGGUAGGGGUGAAGAAUCGAUAUUAUUUUGAUGAAAGCAGCAAGACUUGGGAACUACGAGGAGGCGAGACCGAUGAGGAUCGCCGAGCCAAUCUUGCUAUUCAAACCGGCGCCCAAGGUGAGCUCCCUGGUGAACGACCAGCGUGGCGAACAGGAGAGCUCAGUAGCGACGAGAAGCUCAUGGCACCGCCUCCCACAGACGUUCCUGCUUGCACUCGGCAGUUUAAUCAGACGCCUUUGAAGAAAACGCCUGCUGAUGAUUUUCUACAGCAUCCUGUGUAUGCUCCAAAAACCUUCGCAGUGCGGGAGAAUCUUGCGGACCCGCGACCAGUUCACGACCUUCCUCCUAAGCCCAAGCCGACUGUUUACUCUAGUCCGUUUGGUGAAGUAUUAUAGUUGUUGUUUUAUAGUCCUUUCUAUUCUGACAUAAUUCGCUUUUGUAGUAAUCUUGUAUUCUCGUUGAGCUC
This is a messenger RNA of Perkinsus marinus ATCC 50983, 616 nucleotides long. RefSeq lists its product as hypothetical. The transcript has 3 exons. The record is from RefSeq and is a predicted model, not a curated record. The coding region runs from base 24 to 545 and encodes 173 amino acids. NCBI's taxonomy places the organism in Eukaryota, Perkinsozoa, Perkinsida, Perkinsidae.